Molecule: messenger RNA, 4346 nt
Organism: Oncorhynchus nerka (sockeye salmon)
Lineage: Eukaryota; Metazoa; Chordata; Actinopteri; Salmoniformes; Salmonidae
Gene: cbx7b
Product: chromobox homolog 7b
Exons: 6
Coding region: 277-1059 (260 amino acids)
Biological process (GO): negative regulation of transcription by RNA polymerase II
Cellular component (GO): PRC1 complex
Source: RefSeq, a predicted model, not a curated record
AACAGUGCAGAUGUGUCGCAGAUUUGAGAAGUCACUGUACGUACGGAGAGAUCGAGUGGAAUGGAGAAAUUAAUCUGGAACUAAAUCGAAAACAAACCUCACUUUCUAGAGGGAGGGUUGGGGGAGGAUAAUACAAUUUUUAAACACGACUUCUAGAUAUUUGUCAUAGCCUAUACAGUUACUUUGUAGCGACAGAGCUGAACUAACAGCGGUUAUUCUCAUCUCUACUAGAUCAGUUUAUUUCAAAGAGUAAGCAGAACGUUCUAUAUUGGACCAAUGGAGCUGUCAGCGAUUGGUGAACAAGUGUUUGCUGUGGAAUCAAUAAUCAAGAAAAGAGUUAGAAGGGGGAACGUGGAAUAUCUAUUGAAGUGGAAGGGAUGGCCCCCCAAAUACAGUACAUGGGAACCAGAGGAGCACAUCUUGGACCAGCGUCUGGUGCAGGCCUAUGAGGAAAAAGACCAAAAGGACAGAGCUCUAGUGUACCGGAAGAGAGGACCCAAAGCUAAAAGGCUUCUACUACAGAACACUAUUUACACCAUGGAUCUCCGUAGUGCCCACAAGGCCCCAGAGAAGCCUCCAGCUCGCCUACGUCUCUCCCUGACUCGCUCACUGGACUCUGAGGCAGAGGAUCCAACCUACGGGGCCUGUAGACGGAGCCUGCACCCCCACCUGGACCACCACAAAAACAAACCCAGGAGGUCACAGUUCGUGCACCUGGCCUCUCCCCCUGGUCCCCCUACCCCCACACAGGACCCCACACAUGAGGACUGGGGAAGGAGGGAAGAGGAAGAUGAGGAGGAGGAAGCUCGACAGGAUGAGUCAGAGCGAGAGACAGAGAUCUCCAGCGGCAUUCUGAAUGGGCAGAGUAGGGCAGAGGACUGGAGAUCCGUGAUUGGCUCAGAGGAAGUGACCGUGUCAGAGAGGUCGGACGUUUGGAACCCAGUGAUUGGCCCAGGGGAGGUGACCGUGACUGACGUCACCAUAAACUCUCUCACAGUGACUUUCAGAGAGGCCCUGGCAGCCAAAGGCUUCUUCAGAGGCUGGGGCUUAGAGUUCUAGAGAGUUCUAGAGGUUCUUGAGUUUUAUCGUCACAAUGUCGGGAAUGCGUGAACUCUUUCUCCUCAUACGUUUACCCUUCUUCCCUUUCUGGCCUUGUGAGUGACCUCUGUCCACACUAACUUCCUAUUCUGUUCAAUAGGCAGACUGUAGUGUACAGUAUACACCGACUACAUUGAGAUGGGCAUACACUCCUACAUCGAGCCGGCUAUACACUGUAUAUCAUAGCCUUCUAUACAAGAAAGGGUUUUGUGCACUGCAUAUGGACUGUUAUUAUUAUAUGUGGCUUAGAGUAUUGUAAUGAUUUAGAAAUCCUCUACAAAAUGACUUAAUCAGCCUGCAUACUUUUCUCCUCUCCUCUAUGGGUAGAUAGUGAUAAUCAAGACAAGUUGGAUCCCACUAACACCCUGCGCAACACAUGCAGUGUACACUGUCCUUAAAAGUGGAACCAAAACCUUUCUUAUUUAUUUUUUUACAAAAAACUGACUUGGGAACAGUCUGUUCUGAAUUGCACUGUAUUCACAUCAUUUAUGUGGUCAUCUUUGUGGAAUCUACCAUUGGUCAGUGGCUGUUUAUCCCACUCCAAGCCGAGGCUGAUGGUGUCUUGUGAGUAUGACUCGGUAAAAUGAUCUCCCUCUGCGAUCACAAUGCAGCAAGGGAUUAUGGGACUGCCUGAAGUUACUCUUUCUGGAGAUAUUUUGGGGCUUGUAAACGUGCGUCUGCACGCGCACUCACAACAAAGCAACACUGACUGCCCUCUUUUUGGAUGUUUAUUAAGCUAUCCUUUGAGCUUGAAGUAAGAGGAAAUAGACUGAAGGGUAUUGUCUUUUUAGUCCUUAUUUUUUCUAUAUAUCGAUCUGACUGAAUGUAAUUCAAUGUAUUUAUUAUUUGAAGGAGAACUUGUGUAUUAGUAAAUACUGAACAGAUUUUUUUGGUAACACUUUACUUGACACCCAGCGUCAUAACCCAUUGACAUGUUCAUAACCAUGUCAUAACAGCUGACAACUUGUCAUAACAUACAUUGUUAUUUUAUGGCUGGUUAUGACACCUACACUACCGGUCAAAAGUUUUAGAACACCUACUCAUUCAAGGGUUUUUAUUUAUUUUUAAUUCUACAUUGUAGGAUAAUAGUGAAGACAUCAAACCUAUGAAAUAACACAUGGAAUCAUGUAGUAACCAAAAAAAGUGUUAAACAAAUCAAAAUAUAUUUGAGAUUCUUCAAAUAGUUACCCUUUUGCCUUGAUGACAGCUUUGCACACUCUUGGCAUUCUCUCAACCAGCUUCACAUGGAAUUAUUUUCCAACAGUCUUGAAGGAGUUCACACAUAUGCUGAGCACUUGUUGGCUGCUUUUCCUUUACUCUACGGUCUGACUCAUCCCAAACCAUCUCAAUUUGGUUGAGGUCGGAUGAUUGUGGAGGGCAGGUCAUCUGAUGCAGCACUCAAUCACUUUCCUACUUGGUCUAACAGCCCUUACACAGCCUGGAGGUUUGUUGGGUCAUUGUCCUGUUGAAAAACAAAUUAUAGUCCCACUAAGCCCAAACCAGAUGGGAUGGCGAAUUGCUGCAGAAUGCUGUGGUAGCCAUGCUGGUUAAGUGUGCCUUGAAUUCUAAAUAAAUCAGUGUCACCAGGAAAGCACCCCCACACCACCUCCUCCAUGCUUUACGGUGGGAAAUAAACAUGCAGAGAUCAUCCGUUCACGCACACCGCGUCUCACAAAGACACAGCGGUUGGGACCAAAUAUCUCAAAUUUGGACUCCAGACCAAAGGACACAUUUCUAUCGGUCUAAUGUUCAUUGCUCGUGUUUCUUGGCCCAAGCAAGUCUCUUCUUAUUAUUGGUGCCCUUUACUAGUGGUUUCUUUGUAGCAAUUCAACCAUGAAGGCCUGAUUCACAGUCUCCUCUGAACAGUUGAUGUUGAGAAGUGUCCAUUACUUGAACUCUGUAAAGCAUUUAUUUGUGCUGCAAUUUCUGAGGCUGGUAACUCAAAUGAACUUAUCCUCUGUAGAAGAGGUAACUCUGGGUCUUCCAUUCCUGUGGCGGUCCUCAUGAGAGACAGUUUCAUCAUAGCGCUUGGGUUUUAUGACUGCACUUGAAAAUGUCAAAGUUCUUGAAAUUUUCCAUAUUGACUUGACCUUCAUGUCUUAAAGUAAAGAUUAACUGUAAUUUCUCUUUGCUUAUUUGAGCUGUUCUUGCCAUAAUAUGGACUUGGUUUUUUACCGAAUAAGAUUGUUUUCUGUAUACCCCCCUACCUUGUCACAAACACAACUGAUUGGCUCAAACUCAUGAAGAAAUUCCACUUUUAACAAGGUACCCCUGUUAAUUGAAAUGCAUUCCACUGGCCUACCUCAUGAAACUGGUUGAGAGAGUGCCAAGCUGUCAUCAAUGCAAAGGGUGGCUAUUUGAAGAAUCUCAAAUAUAACAUCUUUUGAUUUGUUCAACACCUUUUUGGUUACUACAUGAUUCUGUGUUAUUUCAUAGUUUGUCUUCACUACUAUUUUACAAUGUAGAAAAUAGUAAAAAUUAAGAAAAACCCUUGAGUUAGGUGUUCUAAAACCUUUGACCGGUAGUGUACAUAAGUGUCAAAACCCACCACACAAGGUAAAACAUUCCAUUACACCAUGGCCUGCCUGUCAACAGUGUAUAUAUUUUUUUACAUUUACCAUAUUCAAUGCUCAUUGUAAUUGCGCACACAUUGAUGUCAGACAUGCACCUAUCCCAAUGUGCUGUUGCUGAUGAUUAGGAUAAAUGCAGGAGCAGGACAAGACACCCUCUUUUUGACUGAUGACUGACAUAACAGCAUGUACGUGAUGGGCUUAUAUAAUUAGGAUGGUCAUAAUGCUUCAUGACAUUGUCAGAGUGUUUUCUACAAGUUAUUUAAAAUGACAUAAUGUAUUACAACAAAGGAUAAACUUUCAAGAGAAAGGAAACUUGUUGGCAGGGGAAAAAAUGAUUACAAUAAAAUGUUGGUUUUGAUUUGUGGGUCUCAUAACCAGCCAUAAAAUAACACAAUAUGUCACAACAGGUAUAAAUAUUGGUCAUUAGUGUUACAUAGUUAUGACACUGGGUGUCAAGUGUUACCUAUUUUUCUUCAGAUUAAACUAUGCGCUAAUGCGGUAGCCAUGACAAGACUCGUUUGAUAUUGCCAAAUGUGGUUAGUUGCUUAAAUAUUCACUGCUGAGCAAAGACAUUUUGCACUUUAUGGUUUGUCUAAUCAAAAACCAUUGUCUAUAACUUGUCAAUGUCUGAGAUUAUUUAUAUUGUACUAAAAAUAAAUGGAUGUUGAGCUUUAA